ACGCUCUUCCCUGCCAGAGAGCUCGCUUCGUCUCUUUCGACUGCCGCGGUCGCGUCGCGAUUCGACGGUGCCCUGCCAUUGCAUUAACCCGGUCAAACCCUUCGCCUUCCCAUUCCCAUUUACGCGUCGAAUCCUCUCAUGCAACACACCCCACAGAAAGCGAAAGAAAAAAAUAAAAAUGAUACCCGAAAUCGACCAUUCCUUGGAAAAUAUUAAAGGAGCCCUCGUCCUUGAAAUUCCAAGGUGAGGUGGACAUUGCGGGCGUAUGGUGGGAGGGGCAUUCUCGGAAGUUCGUGGCCGGCUCUUUUCGUAUUUAAAAGUCUAGCUAUAGAGGCAGGGGCGGAGGAUUGGGGAAAAGAGAAAAACAGGGAAUCGAGAACAGGAGCAAGUUCGAAUCAUCAUCAUCUUCGUCAUCAUCCUCAUCGGCCUCAUCAUAACACACGCCUGCGCAGAGGGAGAAGCGAAGGACUGCUCGGAAGAAGGAAGAUGGGAGACGUCUUGCUGUUCGUGGAUGAUCUGCCGUCGAGCUCCCCGGUCCCUUACUGCAGGAUUUGUCACGACGCGGAGUUCGAGAGCGAGCAGAGCUUGGAAGCUCCUUGCGGCUGUUCCGGGACCGUCAAGUACGCGCACAGGGAUUGUAUACAGAGAUGGUGCGACGAGAAGGGAAGCACGACUUGUGAAAUAUGUCUCCAGAACUACGAACCUGGUUACACGGCAGCGCCUUCGAAGAAGUCUCAAUUGAUCGAAGCAGCUGUCACCAUCAGGGAUAGCUUGCAAGUUCCGCGAGCCGAGCCCGAACCGCAGAGCCCGACGAGCUUGGCCCCCGGAGCGCCGAUCGAAGCUGUCUACUCCGAGUGCGCCUCGGCCGCCGACCGGGGCGCCGCCUGUUGCCGGGCAUUGGCUCUCACCUUUACGGUGUUCUUGCUUCUAAGACACAUGCUCGAUGUGCUGUCCGGCAGACCGGAAGAAUACCCUUUUGCCCUUGUCACCGUUCUUGUUUUGAGAAUGAGUGGAAUUGUUGUCCCCAUGUAUAUAUUGAUUCGGACAAUCACAGCAGUUCAGAACAGCAUCCGGCAACGUUACCACGUUGUGGGUGAUGAAACUCUGAAUGAUGAAGAAGAAGAUGAGGACGAUGACGACGAUGAGGACGACGACGACGACGAUAGUGAUCGGCGGCGUCAACACAUAGUUUGACUCUCUUGUUGAUAUUCUGGCAAUUUUUAUUUUUUGGUUCUUCUUCUUCUUCAUUCAUUCGGUGUAAUAUAUUGAAUUGCUGCUCUCAUUAUUUUGUGAAGAGCUUCCUCGUGUGAGAAUGAUCAUUAAUUAAAGAGAAGCAGAGAAAUAAAUGUAACUUCAUUCUUUUAAUUGA
Molecule: messenger RNA, 1369 nt
Organism: Eucalyptus grandis
Lineage: Eukaryota; Viridiplantae; Streptophyta; Magnoliopsida; Myrtales; Myrtaceae
Exons: 7
Coding region: 487-1194 (235 amino acids)
Biological process (GO): protein ubiquitination
Cellular component (GO): membrane
Molecular function (GO): ubiquitin-protein transferase activity; zinc ion binding
Source: RefSeq, a predicted model, not a curated record